ACCACUGCACUCCCUUGUGCUUACAUUUCCGAGCAUCCGAGAACCAGGGAAGAAAGAAACUGAUGUAUGGGGUUGGCAUAGAUAUUGGUGGUCGAAAAAGUCCAUACGGACGCAUUGUCAUAGAAACUAUUAGUUCAAAAAUCCAAAGCACUGAAAUGAAGAUUCACACAACCUUUUGGUCAGAAAUGGGGAAAGUAAUAGAAAUCCCCCCAGUGACCAAGAAUCUAUUUAUCGAUCUUGCUGAAAGAAUUGCAGGAGAACUAUCAGUUAAGAAUUGUUAUGUCUGUGGAGGUACCAAUAUGGGAGAACAAUGGCCCUGGGAGGCCAAAGAGGUAGAACUUAAUAAUAUCUCCCAUGCUUUCAACCUUUCCUGGAAUAAUAUCCACCGCCCCAGUAGAUGGAUCCUGAAAAAUCCCUUAGUUGGUCAUACUUGUUUUAUACGACAGGGAGCUCCUUUUAACAUUUCAGUGGGAGCCCUAGAUUGUGAAGAAGGAUGGUUCUGUAAUGGCACCCAGCCUAAAGCCUAUAUUAAUUUUGCUAAUCCGAAUGUCACCCAAGCCCCACCUUAUGUUAAUAUGAGUCGUUUACAAGUCCUAUGGGACAACCCCUGUAGCACUUCUAAAGAAUGGAGAGCUCCAGACUCCUUAUACUGGAUAUGUGGUCCAGCUACCUGGGCAGCUGAUGGUACAUAUGGUUAUAGAACCCCCAUUUAUAUGCUAAAUCGAAUAAUUAGACUACAAGCGGUUUUAGAAAUCAUAACUAAUGAAACUUCCCUGGCUCUGUCUGUAUUAGCCGAAACCAACACACAACUUCGCACUGCUGUUUACCAGAACCGACUUGCCUUAGAUUUCUUAUUAGCAACUGAAGGAGGAGUUUGUGGAAAGUUUAACCUUUCAAAUUGUUGUUUACAGAUUGAUGACAAUGGUAAAGCUAUUGAACAGAUUACAGAACAUAUGCGUAAUUUAGCCCAUGUCCCAGUCCAAACCUGGACAGGAAUAGAUACUGAAGAUUGGUUCGGAAACAUACUUGGAGAUUGGAAACGUAUAUUGUUCUUAAUAGCUUUAGCCUUUGGUGGUUUGUUACUUCUCCCUUGUUUGAUACCUUUGAUUAAGAAUGUAGCUACCAAAACAGUUAAUGCAAUGUUAGCUCACAAUGAUACUGUUAAACUUUUAUAUUUGGUUACUGCUAAAAGGAACAGGUUGAACACUAAUGCAUAAAUUCUUCCACAGGUUAAAGAAGAAAAGUACUGUUAGUUACUGUAUACUCUCCAGGCAAGGAAUAAAUGCUAUGCCAUGUUAUUGGUCGGUCUCUCUCUCUGUCCCAGAGAAAGGACCGAAAGGGGGGAAUGAA
Messenger RNA from Gekko japonicus, 1350 nucleotides. RefSeq names its product endogenous retrovirus group 3 member 1 Env polyprotein-like. NCBI's taxonomy places the organism in Eukaryota, Metazoa, Chordata, Lepidosauria, Squamata, Gekkonidae. The record is from RefSeq and is a predicted model, not a curated record. The transcript has 2 exons. The coding region runs from base 63 to 1217 and encodes 384 amino acids.